AUGUUAGAAGCACGAUUGGAACAGGCGGCGGUCCUGAAGAAGGUCGUCGACGCGAUCAAAGACUUGGUGCAAGACUGCAACUUCGACUGCAAUGACAGUGGUAUCGCGCUGCAGGCGAUGGACAACAGCCACGUUGCGCUGGUGUCCAUGAUGCUGAAGGCCGAGGGUUUCGUGCCGUUCCGCUGCGACCGCAACAUCGCGCUCGGUAUCAACCUCACGUCACUCACCAAGGUGCUGCGGGCGGCACAGAACGAGGACAUCCUUACCCUCAAGGCUGAGGACGCGCCCGACGUUCUUAACCUCGUUUUUGAGAGUGCCGACACCGACAGGAUCUCCGAGUAUGACCUCAAGCUCAUGGACAUUGACCAGGAGCACCUGGGCAUUCCGGACACCGAGUAUGCGGCCACUAUCUCUAUGCCGGCGGCUGAGUUCAAGCGCAUCACAACCGAUUUGAUGGCGAUGUCGGAGUCCGUCACGAUCGAUGCGAGCAAGGACGGCGUCAAGUUUUCGUGCCAAGGUGAUAUCGGCAACGGGUCUGUCACGCUCCGCCAACAUUCCAAUGUGGACAAGCCGAACGAGUCGAUCGAGAUCGAGCUCAGCGAGCCCGUCCAACUCACAUUCUCGCUUAAGUACCUCGUCAACUUCUGCAAGGCCUCGGCCCUCUCCAACCAGGUCAAGAUCUGCCUCUCGAAUGAGGUGCCUCUGCUGGUGGAGUACACUCUGGCGGGAAGCAGUUACUUGCGUUUCUACCUUGCGCCGAAGAUUGCUGUCUUUAGCUUGCAGUCACUCGGGUGUGAUGUGGCCGCGCUGAAUACCGUGCAGUUCAGCAACCACACGGGGUACCGACAAUGGACAGGCUCGCGCGUCUCGGCCGAGGAAAUCACCGAUCUCUACAAGGGCCUCACGCAGUCCUACCUGGACGAUUUUGACAUGAUGCUAUCCGGAUAUGUGCCCGGCGCGCCGGCGCUUGAGGCGGUCGGGGCCAUCGCACGGGAUCUCAAGAACAAGGCGAAGGCAAAGCCGGGGAGCUUCUUCUGGGUACUGGACCCAGUGAUGGGCGAUAAUGGCUCGCUCUACGUCGCGCCGGAUGUUGUGCCGGUGUACAAGAGUCUGGCGCACUAUGCGGACCUGAUUCUGCCGAAUCAGUUUGAAGCCGAACUCCUCUCCGACGUACCAAUAACCGACAUGGCCUCGAUCGGCCGCGCCAUCCAAGCCAUGCACACGCGCUACAAGAUCCCGCACAUCGUCAUCACCUCAGUUUCCAUCCCACACCCCGAUCACCCGACCGCCUCACUCUCUGUCGUCGGUUCUACCAUCACCUCCGACGGCAGCGCCCGCGCCUUCAAGAUUGUCUUCCCGGCCAUCGACUGCUACUUUUGCGGCACCGGCGACAUGUUUGCCGCGCUCAUGGUGGUGCGCAUGCGCCAGGCUGUACACGCCGCGUCCUCGUCUGCUGCUGGUGGUGUGAGCUUGGAGCAGCGGGAGUCGUGGGUCAGCGAUGACUCAGUGGAAGCCGUGGAUCUGCCUUUAGCGCGAGCCGCGGAGAAAGUGCUGGCUAGCAUGCACGAGGUGUUGGGGCAGACGGCAGAGCGGAGAGCGGCUGUGGUGGAGGCUGCUGAGAAGGAGGUUGGAGGAGAUGAGAAGAAGUUGUAUUUGCUGAAGACGAAGGCGGCGGAACUGAGGUUAGUGCGACACCUGGAUAGUUUGCGAUUUCCAAAGGUUGAGUUUAGGGCGACUGCGUUGUGA
Messenger RNA from Dichotomopilus funicola, 1746 nucleotides. Its product is annotated as proliferating cell nuclear antigen. Gene Ontology annotation, molecular function: pyridoxal kinase activity; DNA polymerase processivity factor activity; DNA binding. Lineage: Eukaryota; Fungi; Ascomycota; Sordariomycetes; Sordariales; Chaetomiaceae. The transcript has 6 exons. The record is from RefSeq and is a predicted model, not a curated record. The coding region runs from base 1 to 1746 and encodes 581 amino acids. Gene Ontology annotation, cellular component: PCNA complex. Gene Ontology annotation, biological process: translesion synthesis; regulation of DNA replication; leading strand elongation.